CGCUCGCCGGGCCGCGCCCGUGGCCGUGCGCGGGGCCUGCGGGGCCCGCCGCUCGCUCGCCUUCCCGCCUAAGGCCUCCGCUCCACGCGGCCCCUCUCGUCGGUUCCUCCCGCCCGGCUCUCCAGACUCCGGCGCGGUACUCCCCAGCUGCCGCCUCCGCCCCCACUUGUCCCCGUUUUCCUUCGCUCGCGCGUGGCGGCGAGACUGAGCCUUUGUCGGGAAGAUCCACCAAGACAGCCCCGAAAGCCGAUGUCCGGAUGAUGGCUCUUUUUCCUCUGCUUCCUCCCCCGGGAAAGUGUUCUUGCCGGGUUCCCACGGGCGGCGGAGGCCGUGCGUCUUCUCCGGCUCCGGAAGGACCUGUGCUGUGCCGCUGUGCGUAGUUGUGUAGUAGGGGAGCGUCGGCCACCGCCCUGAUGCCGGUCCCCUGCACACCCGCCUGGGUGCCGGCGGCUCUGUGCCCUGGGGGCCACCUCUGAUCUGGGGUGUCGGCGUCCUCUCCCUCAGCUACGGUGUCUUGAUGCAGUCUCAGGAUGUGGACCUCUCCUUCCCACAGCAACCAGAGAGAUCCAGUCUCUUCAGUGGUACAAAGAGGGGGACACUGUUUCUCACUUCAUACCGGGUGAUCUUCGUGACUUCACACUUAGUCAGUGAUCCCAUGUUUUCUUUCAUGAUGCCAUUUGAUCUGAUGAGUAACUGCACCGUUGAACAACCGGUCUUUGCUGCCAACUACAUUAAAGGGACUAUUCAGGCAGCUCCGGAUGGUGGCUGGGAAGGACAGGCUACUUUUAAAUUAGCCUUCAGAAAAGGAGGUGCCAUCGAAUUUGCCCAGCUGAUGGUGAAAGCUGCCUCUGCUGCUGCCAGAGGAGUUCCACUUGGAAGUGCAAGUUACUGGUUCAGCCCUCCAGGACUGCUUGUAGUUACUGGGCAGGGGAACAUGAUGUGCACGCAACAGAUGCCUUGUCCAGCAUACCCAUUUGUUGUCUAUGGAUCCCCACAGGCAGGAUAUGGACCCCCACAGGCAGGAUAUGGAUCCCCACAGGCUGGAUAUGGACCCCCACAGGUGGAAUAUAGACACCUGCCAUGGGGAUACGGACCCCCACCAGCAGGAUACGGACCCCCACCUGUGGGAUCUGGAGCCCCACCAGGAGCAUACAGAGCCCUGCCUGUGGGAUACGGAGCCCUCCCAGCUGGAAACGAAACCUUACCGACUGGAAGUGAAAACCCAGGGGCUGGAAAUCAAGCCCCACCUCCAGGAUAUGAAGUUUCACCUGCUGGAAUUAGAGCUGGGUCUGGCAAAUCUGUGGCAAUCCAACCUCCUGGGUAUGAGGCUUCUCUUCCCCCUGCCUCAUCUUCUCAGAGCCAUUCACCAUCUUCCAGGAAUUAAACCUUGAAGACUCGCCAAGCAAAGUGGCACCAGAAAACCGAAGUCAGAAUAGGAAGGUAGACUCAGGUGCCAGGCAGUCGGAAGCAUUUCCUGCCCAUGUGGUGGCCUGAUCCUGUCUGCGCAUCUGUGAGGUCCUGGAAGGAAAAUGCUUGAAAACAGCCAACCAGAGUGAGAGAGAUCCGAAUCCGUCCACGUCACACAGCUUGGGGAUGGAGACUGAUUUCUAGGUUUUCGGUAGAAAACAGGCGUCCUUCCUGCCUAUGUCCUGAGGAGAAAGGAGAAGCUAGUGUAACCGAAGAGGCUGGGGUCACCCUGGCUUUACACCCCCGAUUAAAGUCUGCUUGCUGUCGCAAUA
Herpailurus yagouaroundi (jaguarundi) is the source of this 1739-nucleotide messenger RNA. RefSeq names its product WBP2 N-terminal like (gene WBP2NL). Gene Ontology annotation, biological process: positive regulation of DNA-templated transcription. The record is from RefSeq and is a predicted model, not a curated record. Gene Ontology annotation, cellular component: nucleus. The coding region runs from base 518 to 1384 and encodes 288 amino acids. NCBI's taxonomy places the organism in Eukaryota, Metazoa, Chordata, Mammalia, Carnivora, Felidae. Gene Ontology annotation, molecular function: transcription coactivator activity; chromatin DNA binding. The transcript is spliced from 8 exons.